Molecule: messenger RNA, 1077 nt
Organism: Aptenodytes forsteri (emperor penguin)
Lineage: Eukaryota; Metazoa; Chordata; Aves; Sphenisciformes; Spheniscidae
Product: C-type lectin domain family 2 member B
Exons: 5
Coding region: 414-1016 (200 amino acids)
Source: RefSeq, a predicted model, not a curated record
AAAAAAAACCAACGCGGGUUUGGUUGGAGACAGCGGCUUCAAAAAAAAAAAGUAACCACCCUCCCAUCUACUUUCUCAUCUUGCUGCUUUCCAGCGGGGGAAAUACUCGUCCCCCCGGAAUUCAUGACGUUUGCUUUCUUUCCCCGACGGCAUUCUUCGUGCUGCCCGCUGGGAUUUCUAACUGGUAGCUGGCGGAUUUAUAGCCCCCACGGUGCGAAAUGAACGUCUCGGGUAGAAACGACGUUUUUCUGCAACGUUCGGCUGUGGCCUCCCUGACGACCCCCCCCCCCCCUCCCCGGCCCUGAAAAAUCCUCUGGCGAGGCUGAGGACCGACAGCCUUCGUGACACCUCUGAUAGGCGAAACUUUCCUUGGCAGGCGAGGCGGGAGCACCUGCGGGGGUGGGAGCCCCAAAAUGAAGGAAACGCGGGAUUAUUCCGGCUUUUUGGGCGCGGAAAGGAGCAAGCGGGCAGGUUACAGCCUUGAGACGAAGCCGGAGGCGCGUGUCGCCUGUCAGGUGACGAUGGCAGUGCUGUUCAUAGCUCUGCUCGUCACCGCCGUCACUUUUGCAGCGCAGGCUUUUCAGCCUCGUCCCCAACCCUGUUUUCGGUGUCCGUUUGACUGGAUCGGGUACAGAGGAAAAUGCUACCAUUUUUCGGAGGCUGAGGGGAACUGGACAUCCAGCCAGGACAACUGCUCGGCACUCGGUGCUUCCUUGGCCGUGCUCGACAGCGUGGAGGACUUGAGCUUUGUGAUGAGAUAUAAAGGCAUCUCGGAGCAUUGGGUCGGCCUUUCACGUGAAGAUGAGGAGCAACCGUGGAAAUGGGUGAACCGCUCACGCUUAUCUCACCCGUUUUGGAUCCGCGGCGACGGCCUCUGCGCCUACCUGAACGACAACGGGCUCAGCUCCUCCCGCUGCAGCACCGAGAGGAGCUGGGUUUGCAACAAGCCCGAGCUGCAGAGCCCAAGCAAGGGCAACGGGACGAGACGGGCUCAAAACCUUUGCAUCAGCUCCUAAGGGGCUGCAGGGAGUGCUCCUCAAACCCAAAUACCUUGUGCACGAUUGAGAAACAAAAGAA